UGUACGAGCAAGAUGGCGAAGUGUCCGUCAUAGGCGGACGUUCGUUAAAAGAGUUGACGUUACUCAUGCUGCGUAGAAAUCAUUGUUUCUCGGAAAAAUUGAAAGCAUGGAAUUGUUCCGUACUGACACUCAUUUCAUUUUCGUGAAAGAAAGGCAUAGCCUGUGGUGUGACAAGUUCUCGGGAGAAUUCUCUGCUAAAUCGGAUUGGGAAUGGGCUUCCCCAAAAGAUUUAGAAUGUCUUGGAGUGUUUUAUGGAAUAGUUGGCAAAAUAGAACAGCCAUCUGUUCUGGAACCUCGUUUAAUGUUGAUCAAAGAAAUCUCACCAGCUGGAGAAUUAUAUGGAGGCCACAUUGUAUACAAGAUUAAAUCUAUUGCAUUUUUGCAUAUUGGCACAGAAAAUAAUGAUAUUGGACUUUUGCCAUGCAAGAAACAUCAGAAUUUACCAAAGAAAAAAAGCCAGGGUGGCUUAUUUGAUGGACCACAGAAAGCAGCUUUUGCUAAAACAUGGGGUACCAUUAAAAGUGCAACAAGUACCAUCAAAAAUACCACUCAACAAGCUGCUGCACUUGCAACAUCUCAGGUAAAAUCUACAGUAACUAAGAAAAACAUUCUUAAAGACAAGGAAAGAUUUGAAAAGAGAAUUCUGGAAGAAUUGUGCAAAAUUUUUACAGAAACAGAUUCCUUUUAUUUCUGUCAAACUGGUGACAUUACUAAUAGCCUACAGAGACUUUGCAUUGCAGAACAACAGAAAAAUGAAGAAGAAUUAAAUAAACCGCUUUGGCAAAGAGUAGAUGACAGAUUUUUCUGGAAUAAACAUAUGCUACAAGAUAUAAUCAAUUUGAAAACAGACAAAGCAACUUGUUGGAUAUUGCCAGUUAUUCAAGGAUAUGUGCAAAUAGAGAAAUGCAAAGUAGAAGUGGGUAUUGAUGAUCAGCCUCAACAUGAAACCUUUAACUUAGCUAUUAUAUCAAGGAGAAGCAGAUUUCGUGCGGGCACGAGAUAUAAAAGGCGAGGUGUCGAUGACGAAGGCAAAUGCGCAAAUUAUGUAGAAACAGAGCAACUAGUUUGGUACCAUGAUCACCAAGUAUCUUUUGUACAAGUAAGAGGCAGUGUACCUGUAUAUUGGUCUCAACCUGGUUACAAAUACAAGCCUCCACCGCGUAUUGAUAAAGAUGAAGCAGAGACACAAGUUGCAUUUGAAAAACACUUCAGCGAAGAACUUGCUUUGUACGGACCGAUUUGCAUUGUCAAUCUCGUAGAGCAAACCGGGAAGGAGAAGAUCAUUUGGGAAACUUACAGUAAUCAUGUUCUUAAUUACAAUCAUCCCGACAUAACGUACACGAGUUUUGAUUUCCACGAGUAUUGUCGAGGAAUGCAUUUUGAAAACGUGUCUAUUCUGGUCAAUGCGUUAGCUACAGUAUUGACAGACACGAAGUAUUGUUGGCGCGAUAAGCAAGGCACAAUUUGCAUGCAGAAGGGAGUGUUUCGGGUGAAUUGCAUAGAUUGUUUAGAUAGAACGAACGUGGUACAAACCGCUUUGGGUAAAGCUGUCAUGGAAAUGCAGUUUUCGAAGCUAGGUCUAAUACCGCCAGACGGAACGUUACCGACAAAUAUCAGACAAACGUUUCAAUUACUUUGGGCCAAUAAUGGCGAUAUUAUCAGUAAACAGUAUGCUGGUACAAACGCUCUGAAGGGAGAUUAUACAAGAACAGGGGAAAGAAAAUUUACUGGUUUAAUGAAAGAUGGCAUGAAUUCUGCGAACAGAUAUUUUCAACAACACUUUAUGGAUGACAUACGUCAAGCGGCAAUAGAUACCAUGCUAGGGAAUCCUAACGACGUUAAUCAACUGAAUACCGAUUGGUCGCACUAUUUACGCAUCCUAGAUUAUUGCUGCGUUGAGUUGAUACCCGCGAAACCACCAAAUAUAGAGCUUCAACUAGCUACUUAUCCUGACUUUCUUUAUGCCAGUGCUAUGUAUAAUUUAGCAAGAUACUAUUUGAAUCGUUUCAAAGAUGUUUAUAGGCAAGCUACAAUUGAUAUGAUGUUAGGGAACGCUGUAAGCGAGGAAGUAUUUCUAGAGCGUACCGAAGAGGAAGACAACGCUGCUACAGCUGUUCAUGUGAAAUUGUUGAUAGAGGAUUGCAAGAAACUACUUAUACCUGACCCUGAAGUUAUUUUAGGCAGUUGGGGUCUUAUAGAUGCUGAUCCUGUAACUGGUGAUCCAACAGAAACAGAGAUGGACACUAUUUUAAUAUUGACACGCGACAGUUACUAUAUCGCUGACUACGAUGACCAGAUUGAUAAAGUAACAAACUACCAAAGAGUUCCACUUGAAGACAUCAUAUUGAUUGAAUUUGGCCAGCCAGAAAGUUCAGUCUCGCUCUUUAAAAAUAAGCAUUUCUACUGCAUUAGAAUAAAUUAUAAGAUGGCCAACGAGUACGGCUAUUUUCACAUGUUUCGCAGUACAAACUUACGGUUUUUCAACAACAUGGCCGUUGUUGUGAAAACCGAAGAGGAAAGUAUAGAGUCCUUAAAAGCAAUCUGCGAGGCUAUUUCUGUAGCGAUGGAAAUAGCUGGCUUACCAAAGAUUACCAUAGCAAUGAACGUCACGUUAGAUAGACGAAAGAGUAAGUUAGUGAACAGUAGAGGAUCUACUGGUCUACUGGAUAUAUCAUCCUUUCCGGAGUUGACCAGAAACGUUUCAGAGACUCAAUUACUAGCUCUUAAAAGCGCAGGAACAAAAGCUUUAAGCAACAUGUCUGAGCAAUUUAGCAAAUUAAAUAAGUUAAGUCAUAGCUUUAGUGCCAGGAAACCGAUCGACUUAGCUAGAAGCAUCGGAAGGAAGACUGAGACCUCAUCGAAGCCUACUUUUACCGUUGGAAAUAGAGACAUUUCUGGGAAAGUACAAGGAAAACACCAUAGCAGUAGUAGCAGUAGCGACGAUGAAGAUACAAAGAUUUCAACUGUUCCUUUAGAGAAACCAGAAAAUUUCCGUCACGAUAAGAAUUUGAUGGAAGCUUACACUCCAUCCAUUGGUAUCAUAAUGGGUGUGAAAAAUUCUGAUGUAAUGAAAAACGACAAUGACACCAAUGAUCAAAAUUUAUCGUUAAGACCAAAUAAAUUGUCUGAACAGUGUUCCAUUGGAGAAGCACUGGCGGUUCCACAGCCUGGCUCUGGAACCAGCACUCUGAGUGCUUCUCCGCAAAGGACUGUGGCAACAACGCCGGAAAUAAACGUGACUGGACCUUUAAUCGAGGAUAAGGAGAAAUUAAUUCCACCAACGACACUGAAUCUUUCCAAGAAUAUUAGUCAUUCAACUGGAGAAGUUGAUAGCAAAAUAAUACUCAGCAGUAUGGACGGUAACACGUUGCAAACUGAUAGCAGGAUGCAAGAUAAGAAGAGGUCAACGUCCGAGCAAGAUUUAACUCUGAACAUCACAUCAUCUCAGAGUGAAUCUGCUUUGAAAUCUAUUAAGACCAAUCUUACUAAUGUUACAAGUCCAGUGGCAACUACUGCCAAGGAUAUUCUAUCGCCUUUCUCGAAAUUCGCCAAAGGCAUGCAAAAUUUAGGGGCAAAUUUAGAUCCUAGAAAAUUAAAGUCAGGGCAGGUAGGAUUGUUGAAGAAUCUCUCGGAUCAUCACAUGGAACAACGUCAGAAGUUGGAAGAGAAAUGGGGUUCGUGUCAAUCUAAACUUAUUGCUUUAUAAAGUUUUUGAGGAUAGUUUACAAUCUAUAUGUGUCUGAUAGAGUGAUCAUAAUACAUUGUUAAGGAGUACACAGCGAAAGCCAAACGAUUCAAACACGAGUGCAUUAGAUAGUAUAUAUAGAUAUGAGGAUAAGAGUUUCCAACUGAACUUUAUAUUUAGCAUUUUCCCGAGCAUAGCGUUAUAAGAGAAUCAUGUUUUCUUUUUAUUAUAAUCUCAGUGCACACGUCUUUAAAACUAUUUUAUUAAUUUCAACUUGAAUUACUGCCAACAUGCUAAAAUAUUGCAUAAAGAAGAGAGUUUUAAGAAUCUUCUCUAUUGAAAAUUACUUCUCAAAAGUACAAUGUGGUCAAUACUCAAUCUACAGAAAUCUAUUUGGUGUGUCUAUUUACAAAUUUUCUAUUAUUCUACAUGGAGAAAAAAUGAUCAGCUCUUGGCGCCUAAACGAACUUAAAAAUGCUUUCGGCGUAUUUAUACAAAAGUUUCUCAUCGCGACAGCCUUUGUAUGGAUUUUACGAAACAAGAAUCUUAGUAUUGCAUUUAGAUGCUAGAUACCGUAAUGGUGAAUUUACCAAAACCAAAUGUAUGCUUUGUACGAUGAAAUUUAAACCUGGCAUUCUUUGAAAGCUUCAGUGCUUGCUGCAUAAUCAAAUUUUCUUAAUUAUUUUAUUUACAUGUAAUAUAAGUUAUAAUUAUCAUUUUUCCUAUAAACGUUUAGAUCAAUGUGUAUUUGUAUAUUUAUAAAUACGACGCUGAAAAUCUAUUUAUGCAGCAAGUUCAAUUACAGAAGCUUUGUAGUCAAUUAUGUAUAUAUAAAAAAAAUGAUUUUAAUGUAGUUUAAUGAAUAAUUGCUAAUUAAUGUGAAAGUAUGAUGGCAAGAUGAGAAAGGGAAACGUUUGUUUUUAGAUAUGUGUACAACAUGCAAAUUAGUAUUGAUAAUUCUUAGUGAGAUAUAUAUCUAGAAACUGGAGAGCAAAAAGUUAGCAAAUGAAUCUUAAGAACUACUGUAAUAUGAAAGCUGAUAUAAGUUUGAGAGUUAUUUUGGAUAUAUGUACGACACAAACGUGCUUUGUUCGAAAUGUUAUAUUCCUUUUCAUAUUGAAUUCCAAUUGAAACAUAUAAGUGAUUCCAUAAAAACAGACAAAAAAAAAACACAGUAUUCAUACAAAUGCAUAGUUGCAGUAUUAUGUAUAUUAUAUUUAACUGAAUAUAUUUAAAAAAUUGUGUAUAUGCAAUAUGCAUCUAAAUUAUGAAAAAAAAAAAAAUACACAUUGUUAUUUAAUAUUCUAUGUAUAACGAUUUAGACCAAACAAUAUGAAUUAUGAUUUUAUAUAGAUAGUUAAUCUCUUGUAUAUAUCAGUAAUUUAACUUUAAUUAUAGUGCUCUAAAUAUUUCAUAGCUGCACAGACACAUGGUAGAAUUAUUACAAGUAAGGUUUUUAGUGAAUGUUUUUUCCAAUUGCAAAUGGAUAGUCUGUGAUAUAAUCUAGCAGAAUAAACACAGCCUGAAUAACAAAAAUAAGAAAAAAAAAGAGGUGUGUUAAUUCUGUAGAUCGUUUAGAAAUGCUUUAAAGUACACAAAAGAUAAAGUUGUUUUCACUGCGUUAGUAAAAUUUAUUACAAGAGAUUUACGUUUGUCCAUUCAUUCUAGGUAAAUUAGCUUAUUUUUUUAAUGUAAUUUUAACAACUUGUGAAAUAUUUAUUUAUUGAUACAGUAUUAUAGCUAUUGUUAAAAAAAAAAAUGGAAUCUAUAUUUUUGUUCCUUUUUUCAUAUUAAGAUAUUGUAUGGUCCAAUUAAAGUUGAACACUCGAAUAUUAUAAUAUAUAUAUUAUUAUCUGUAUUUUUACAAUAGCACAUUCUAAACAAUCAUGACAAACAACGCACGAAAAUGUUUAAUAGCCUGUAGAGGCUUAAAUUGCCUUAUAUAUUAGCAGUUACAUUUUUGAAAACAUAUGUAUACAUGUGAUAAAGCAAGCAACAUAGCAAUUGUAGAAAAGAUAAAGUUAUAAUAAAAUGCAAUGAACUAAA
Messenger RNA from Osmia lignaria (orchard mason bee), 5731 nucleotides. RefSeq names its product phosphatidylinositide phosphatase spermathreecae (gene sp3). Gene Ontology annotation, biological process: regulation of endocytic recycling; phosphatidylinositol dephosphorylation. Gene Ontology annotation, cellular component: early endosome; clathrin-coated endocytic vesicle. Gene Ontology annotation, molecular function: phosphatidylinositol-4-phosphate phosphatase activity. The record is from RefSeq and is a predicted model, not a curated record. Lineage: Eukaryota; Metazoa; Arthropoda; Insecta; Hymenoptera; Megachilidae.